Anopheles merus is the source of this 1949-nucleotide messenger RNA. It is a transcript of the gene or, whose product is annotated as AP-3 complex subunit sigma-2. Lineage: Eukaryota; Metazoa; Arthropoda; Insecta; Diptera; Culicidae. Gene Ontology annotation, cellular component: intracellular membrane-bounded organelle; AP-3 adaptor complex; membrane coat. Bases 201 to 776 code for a protein of 191 amino acids. Gene Ontology annotation, biological process: Golgi to vacuole transport; intracellular protein transport. The transcript is spliced from 4 exons. The record is from RefSeq and is a predicted model, not a curated record.
AGCGAAUAGCUGUCAAAUUUUCCGUAACGUCAACGACGAUGCAGAAGCUGGGAAACAUUUUCGUGAGGCAGUAGAAAAAUAAAGACAAAAUUGCAUACAACGCGAUCGCGGACGCUUAUCGCUGAUUUUUUCCGAGCCAAAUUCCGCUACAUCGGGGCCAGCUCAUCCGAGCUCGAGAAGACACACGUACACCACUCGCCAUGAUUAAAGCGAUUCUAGUGUUUAACAACCAUGGCAAGCCGAGACUGUCCAAAUUCUACCAGUAUUUCAAUGAGGACAUGCAGCAGCAGAUAAUAAAGGAAACGUUCCAGCUGGUGUCGAAGCGAGAUGAUAAUGUGUGCAAUUUCCUCGAGGGUGGAAGCCUAAUCGGUGGUUCCGAUUACAAACUCAUCUACCGACACUACGCGACGCUGUACUUUGUGUUUUGCGUCGAUUCGUCCGAGAGCGAGCUGGGCAUACUGGAUCUAAUACAGGUGUUUGUCGAAACGCUCGACAAGUGCUUCGAGAAUGUGUGCGAGCUGGAUCUGAUCUUCCACGCCGACGCGGUGCACCACAUCCUCUCCGAGCUGGUCAUGGGCGGGAUGGUGCUGCAGACGAACAUGUCGGACAUUCUGGCCCGCAUCGAAGAGCAGAACAAGCUGCAGAAACAGGAGGCCGGCAUUUCGGCCGCCCCGGCGCGGGCGGUCAGCGCGGUCAAGAGCAUGAACCUGCCGCAGCAGAUCAAGGACAUUAAGUUGCCCGAUUUGCCGCAGGCGAUCAAAGAUCUGAAGUUCUGACCAAACCACAAUUUCGACGCCUCACUGCUCACGAAAAUUUCCGCCGAUUCCUCGUACAUUCCCAUCAACAGCAGCCUGGAGGGUUUCAGCUUCGAGUGCUACCAGUCCGAGUACGUUGGCGCGGCGUCCGGUUCGACCACCAAGGAACAACAGCGGGACGGCGGCUCAUCGCUGAGGAGCAGCCUGUGCAAUGCGUCCGCCGCAGCGCACCCGCCACGGAACAAACAAAAGUCGUCCAGAAAAUCGAUUGCCUCCAGUGCCACGCUGCUACGGGAGGAUAGUUUCUAGUACACACGAGCGGGGAAGGAGACAGGCGGGGCCUGCAGCUACACGAACGAAGGCCACAUUGGACAUUGCAGUCGUUUUGGUGCUCUUAACACCCCAUCUCAAAUAUCGUGCUCCUUCGCUUUAUUGUUUUAUGUGCGCGCGUGUUAGCGCGUUGGCUCCGAAUCACGGGAUUUACGUGGACGCUACUGUUAACGCUCGAAACUUUCUUUAAUACCAACUGAAUGCAAGGGUUUAGUUCAAUAGUUCAGUUAGUUUAUACCUGAGUUAUACGCAAAAAAAGAGAUUUAUCGUAACGCAACGUUAUCUAAGCAAAUAAUGAAACGUAAAACAAAUCAUUUCCUAACAACGUAAAAGCAUUGUUGAUUGGGCCUCUUCAUUUCCUCCUGAUGACUAAUGCCUUUUGUGCAAAGGCCUUAAAACUCUGAAUGUGCAACAUCUUACCUUAUUUACGUUUGGUUGAAUUUAUGAAUCAUUUUUACAGAAACAAAGAGUCAACAAAGAGGCCCAUCAAUAAUAAUACAAAAUAAAAUUGCUGAAGUUCUAAAUUUGUCGUCAGACAUGGCCGGUACGUCCAGCAUGAGCAAAAUUUGACAGCUCGCAGUUUUGACGUUUCGAUGUAGCGGCUGCACAUAGAGCACCGCCUCACAUGCUUGAUGCAUUUCGUCGGUUUCGCGGUCUGUCGUGUCGCUCCCGUAAAACAGCAACCCGGAUUCAUUUCCAGCAUCCUUUUCUGCGAGAAGCUCGAUACACCGGUUGGCAGUGUUUUAAUUUGGCAAGUUGAAGUGCAAAUUGCUCCAAGCAGCAACACGCACGCAUGCAAUUUUCAGCUGAGAUUCUUGUGUGUGGCGUUGGAGAAUUGAGCGAAACACAGUGGAGAAGGAAAGG